GGCUGCGAGGGCCAGAGCCAGCAUCCCAGCCCAGGAGCUGCCAGAGAUGCUGCUGCCGCUGCUGUCCCUCCUCCUGCUGCUGCUGCUGUCCCUGCUGCUGCUGCUGCUGCUGCUGCCGCCACUGCCCCUGCUCAGGCGCCGGCCGCCCCGGGAUGCCGGGCUGUCCUGGCUUGCCAGCCUCCAGCACCGGCUGGCCUGGGGGGCGCUGGGCUGGGCGGCUGCCUGGCAGCAGCGGAGACUGGAGCAGAGCACUGUGCACGCAGGCCAGAGGCAGCAGCAGGCCCUGAGGUGGUGUCUUCAGGGAGCCCAGGGUUCCCGCUGUCCCCUCGCAGGGAGCACAGACACGAGCACCUUCAGGAGUCACCUCCCUCUGACCGAGACCAGCCAGGCCCAGGAGGAAGAAAGGCAGGAGCAGCUCUUGCCCCCCACCGCAACCCGGUACCAUGGGGAGGCCUCUCUGCAGGCCACCCUGCUGAGUCUGGAGGCCCUAAGCAAGGCCUACCCAGAAGUGCUGGCUCCUGGAGGCACUGCUCGUGUGACUCCCACCUCCCCCUGGCCCUGCCCCCUCCCCUGGCCCUGCCAAGUUCUGGACCAGGUUGGCCCCCCUGGGGCCCAGGACUCCAGGUCCCUGCUGCUUGAGGCACUGAGGCACCCAGGGCUGCGGGUUCUGGAAGCCGGGACAGCAGCCGAACUCCUGGAUAUUUUCUUGGGCUUGGAGGCUGAUGGUGAAGAGCUGGCUGAGGCAAUAGCUGCUGGGAACCCAGGAGUGCCCCUCCCCAGGCGGGCAGCUGAACUGCGGGAGACCCUGGAGCAGGGGCCCCGAGGACUGGCCCUCCGGCUCUGGCCGAAGCUUCAGGUGGUGGUGACUCUGGACGCAGGAGGUCAAGCCGAGGCGGUGGCUGCCCUGGGGGCCUUGUGGUGCCAAGGCCUAGCCUUUUUCUCGCCUGCUUAUGCUGCCGCUGGAGGCGUGGUGGGCCUGAGCCUGUGGCCAGAGCAGCCCCGCGGGUGCUACCUGCUGCCCCCUGGAGCUCCCUUCAUCGAACUGCUCCAAGUCACGAAGGGAGCCCAGGAAGAGGCUGCCCCCACCCUUCUGCUGGCCGAGGCCCAGCAGGGCGAGGAGUAUGAGCUGGUGCUGACCGACCGUGCCGGCCUCACCAGGUGCCGCCAGGGUGAUGUGGUCCGGGUGGUGGGUGCCUACAACCAGUGUCCAGUAGUCAGGUUCAUCCGCAGGCUGGGCCAGGCCCUGAAUGUGCGGGGAGAAGACAUUGAAGAGGACACAUUCUCUGAGGCCCUGAGCCGGGCGGUGGGGCAGUGGCCAGGGGCCAAGCUGCUGGACCACAGCUGUAUAGAGAGCAGCAUUCUGGAUUCCUCCGAGGGCUCUGCUCCCCACUAUGAGGUGUUUGUGGCUCUGAGGGGGCUGAGAAACCUGUCAGAGCAAAACCGAGACAAGCUUGACCGCUGCCUCCAGGAAGUCUCUCCCCGCUACAAGUCCCUGCGGUUCCGGGGCAGCGUGGGCCCUGCCAGAGUCCACCUGGUGGAGCCGGGGACCUUCCGAGCACUCCGGGAAGCCCUGGCUGCCCGCCCCGAGUCCCGGUUCCCUCCGGAGAUGCCCCGCGUCCUUCGGCACAGGCACCUGGCCCAGUUCCUGCAGAGGGGGGUGGUGUCCUGAGCUGAGGCCUGCCCCCUGCCCGGUCCACCUCACAGGUCACCUCACUCUUUCCUCUGGGGCCUCUCUGGAUGGGGAGCCCCUGGCCAGGGCCUCUGACUCUGUGUCACCUGACAGUCACUCAUCAGAGCUGCUGGGUCUUGGGGCCGGGCGGGGGGUACCGGUCCGACCUGGGCGGCGGUUCUGAGGCGUGGGCUUCAAAGCAUAGAUGCCAGCAGUGCCCCGCCCCGAGCCCCCUGCCCACCCUGGAAGGAACUGCUCCAGAGCCCCCCACACGCCGGCGGUCCUGUGUCCAGCCCAGCACACCGGCAGGCCAGCAGGGAUGGGACUCACAGCCCCGGAAGCGGCCCUCGGUCAACAGGGAACAGGAGCUGGUGGAUGCAGGCCUCAGUUUCUCUGUGCCUCGGUGGGGUGAUCCGGAAGCAGCCUCUGCACCGUCUCUGGAGGGUGCCCUCCAGCUGCCCACAGCAGGAACCUGACCCUAACUGGUCUCCCUCCCAUCCCCGCCCCUUAGUGUGCUUUCUGGGAUCACCUCCAAAAUAAACCUUUUGCACCCAGAUUCUUGACUUGGGGUCUGUGUGGGGAAGCUGUAGU
Talpa occidentalis (Iberian mole) is the source of this 2260-nucleotide messenger RNA. RefSeq names its product GH3 domain containing (gene GHDC). Gene Ontology annotation, cellular component: cytoplasm. Gene Ontology annotation, molecular function: acid-amino acid ligase activity. The transcript has 9 exons. NCBI's taxonomy places the organism in Eukaryota, Metazoa, Chordata, Mammalia, Eulipotyphla, Talpidae. The record is from RefSeq and is a predicted model, not a curated record. The coding region runs from base 47 to 1669 and encodes 540 amino acids.